CGUGCUGCCGCCAACAGCUGUUUUUGCAAGAUAAACAUUUUGAAAAAGUGAGCACUAUUAUACAAUUUCGGACGUACAAUGGAUAAGGAGAAUUUAGUGAAGCACUAUUGGGAUUGUGCAAGUGCAUUAGAGCCCGAGACGCACACACAUAAAUUACUAAAAUCAUAUUAUAUGACAAUAUGCCGGAAGCUGGCGAAAUCAAGCAUCUCCAUGCCGAAGGAAAAGUUCUCGCGUAACAUGAUGUGCCGCCAUUGCUCUAGCAAAUGGAACGAGUCAGAUUUCCAAAUGAAACUGAAGCCACAACAAAUAGCACAUAGCACCAAGGCUAGGAAACAAAUAGAAAAGCUAUACGAUGCCAAAAAGAGUACAGAAAAUCGAAGAGCGCUUACAAGGAAGCAGCGUAAAAGGGCAAAAUGGUUAAGCAAGCGCGUGCUAAAUAGCGUGGAAAUACAAUGCGAACUGUGUAAACAUAAGACCAAAUUGCCAAUGCAAAAACCAAGCAGAAAAGAGCGUGACAGUAAAAUGACGGAAGUCACAGAGUUGGACGAGAUACUUGUACCUGAAACCGUGACGCCUGCUCCGGUUAAGAAUAAAAAGAAAAAGAAAAAAAAUAAGGAUAAAACUGCCGGUCUUAAACUUGACAAAGUGCAAGUUAAUGCAGCUAAAAUAUCAGCACCAAAUAAGGAUGUAGCUCCAACGAAACCCCAUACUAACGCUGCUAGCAUAACAACUGACACACCAAAAGGAGCAGCUGCAAAUGCAAAACCACAAUCAAAUAAUAAAAGUGCCAACAAAGCAGAUGCUACAAAAAAGCAAGCAAAACCCACUGCCAAACUAAGUCAGCCACUAAAAGCUAAGAAGAAAAAUGCCAAAGCAGCUGCAGCGCCGAAUAUACAAUCAAAGACACAACAGAAAAAUUCAUUGUUACAACUGGCAGCUAUGCUGAAAGCGCAAACGGCAAACAAAUCUGGCGAGAAUUCGGCGCAUAGACGGCUGGAAUCGUUACUUAAAUAGCUGUCUACCUCGUUUGAAAUAUUCUGGACAACGCUAGAUUGUGCAACUACCUCUUGGAUUUAUAUGGGUAUACAAGGCCUAUAAAUAUGAUAUUAUGUAUGUAUGUAUGCCCAUACAAAUGCAUCUGUAUUUAUUUGCAUAUGUUGCGACAGUUGUUAAAGUCCGCUCAUA
This is a messenger RNA of Rhagoletis pomonella (apple maggot), 1185 nucleotides long. RefSeq lists its product as uncharacterized. The transcript is spliced from 3 exons. The record is from RefSeq and is a predicted model, not a curated record. Bases 79 to 1014 code for a protein of 311 amino acids. Lineage: Eukaryota; Metazoa; Arthropoda; Insecta; Diptera; Tephritidae.